Messenger RNA from Arabis nemorensis, 1221 nucleotides. NCBI's taxonomy places the organism in Eukaryota, Viridiplantae, Streptophyta, Magnoliopsida, Brassicales, Brassicaceae. The record is from the annotation of a GenBank genome assembly.
AUGUGUAAAGUAUGGAAACUGAAGUUGCUAUUUCUUAUGCUUCAAUUAUUCCUUUUGACUCAACAUAGUGUUGAAUCAGCCUCUGUGAUUAGCUAUCUUCCUGGUUUUGAGGGUCCUCUUCCUUUCCACCUUGAAACUGGCUACAUUGGUGUGGGACCUGGAUGCUCUUCUCUCUCCGCUCUUGUUUUCGAAAUCGGGCCUUUGACUUUCAAGAAUGAGGGUUAUAAUGGAGGUUUGCCUUCUCUUGUCUCCACUUCAUAUUCUUGGACAAAGCCUAGUGACUCAGGAGAGGCAAAACAAACUUAUGAGUUUCUUCAAAAGUGGCUAGUGGAAUAUCCAGAGUUUGCCUCAAGUCCUCUUUAUGUCAGUGGAGAUUCAUACUCUGGUAUGGUGGUUCCAGCCAUUGUACAACAAAUCUCAAUAGGAAAUGAACACGGCAACAAACCUCUAAUCAAUCUUAAGGGUUAUAUUCUUGGAAACCCAGUAACAGACUAUGAUAUUGAUGAUAACCAUAGGAUACCAUAUGCUCAUGGAAUGGCACUGAUCUCUGAUGAACUCUAUGAGAAGAUGCAAAGGAAAUUUGUGAAGAUAGAUCCUACUAACACACAAUGCUUGAAGUUGAUGAAAUACUACAAAAAGUGUGUUUCAAGGAUAAAUGACGUAUUAAUUUUGACACCAUUGUGUGAUUUUGCAUUGCCAAACCCGUUUUUGAAAGACCAUAUUGGAAGAAGAGAUCUUAGGGAAUUUCUUCACUCAAAUCUUUCUCUUCCAGCUUCUGAUUGCUAUGACAAUCGGUAUUUGCUAGCUACGGAUUGGGCUAAUGAUGAAGAUGUACGCAAAGCGCUUCAUGUGGUGAAAGGAAGUAUAGGGAAAUGGUUGAGAUGCAAUACGGGUUUGGCUUACAAGAGAGAUAUAAAGAGUAGUGUACCGUACCAUCGAAACAAUAGCAUCAAAGGGUAUUUGAGGUCAUUGGUUUAUAGUGGUGAUCAUGACUUUGUGGUGCCUUUUAUUGGAACACAAGNUUGGAUUAGAUCUCUAAAUUAUUCAAUCAUUGAUCAAUGGAGACCAUGGUUUAUUAACAAUCAAAUUAUGGGAUAUACAAGGACUUACGCCAACAAUAUGACAUUUGCCACUAUCAAAGGAGGAGGACACACUGCAGAGUAUAAACCAGAGGAGAGCUUCAUAAUAUUUCAAAGGUGGAUACGUGGCCAACCUCUGUGA